AUGGGUAGAUAUUCUGUCAAAAGAUACAAGACUAAGAGAAGAACCAAGGAUCUGGAUUUGAUCUUCAAUGAAUUGACUUCCAAAUCAACCAUACAAACUCUCUUGAAUCAACAAUUAGAUGAAACAAAGCCUGGAUUGGGGCAACAUUAUUGUAUACAUUGUGCCAAAUAUUUCGAAACUGCCAUCGCAUUGAAAACUCAUUUAAAGACAAAAGUUCAUAAGAGAAGAGUGAAAGAAUUGAAAGGUGUCCCAUAUACUCAAGAAGUGGCUGACGCGGCGGCUGGCUACAAUCUAAAUAAAUUUUUGAAUAGAGUUCAAGAAAUUAAUAGUAAAUCAGGUGUGGAAAAAACUGAAAAUGAAACUCUACUAAAAGAACAUUUGGAUGAAACUUUGGCUAAUGUGAAAACAACAGAACCAACUUUACCAUGGGCACAAAACACAGACGAAACAUCAUCAUCUAAUGGAACUCAAGCUGAAUCUCUCCAAGAAGGUGAAGUUCUUAUGGAAUAG
Naumovozyma dairenensis CBS 421 is the source of this 510-nucleotide messenger RNA. It is a transcript of the gene BUD20, whose product is annotated as Bud20p. Gene Ontology annotation, molecular function: zinc ion binding; nucleic acid binding. Bases 1 to 510 code for a protein of 169 amino acids. The record is from RefSeq and is a predicted model, not a curated record. NCBI's taxonomy places the organism in Eukaryota, Fungi, Ascomycota, Saccharomycetes, Saccharomycetales, Saccharomycetaceae. The transcript has a single exon.